AUGGAAGACCCCCUUGCGAUUCUACCCCCCGAGAUCGUCCUGCGCAUCUUAGACUUUGCCCCGGUUUCGACACUCGCAUCCCUUACUGCCACGUCCACUGCCUGGCACGAAUUUAUUGAUGUGACCCAUCAAGAAGCGAUCUACAGUUCCGAGUCCAAGACUUCCCACCCGCCCGGCACCACUCGUGAUCUCUCGUUCUUGUCCAGUGCGGGAACCUUUGCCAAAUCGUUCGAAGGUACCACGUCAUGGAAGGAUUUGUGCAGACGCCAAACACUUCUUGCCUGCAACUGGGCUGAUUCCUGCCCAAUCACUCAGGAGUCGGUGCUCCAGGUCGGAAAUGAUCCUAUUUGGCGGUUUCGUCCAGACUUCAAGCGUCGGUUCUUCGUGUCUACCUCCCAUGCUGGCGGGUUAAAUGUUACAGAUAUGGACACUGGCUGUAUCCUAUGGCGCCUGCCUUCAUCACUGGAUCGGGACGAGGACUCAGUUCGUCCAUAUGCCCAUCUCGAAUAUCAGGAUGGAAUGGCCGUUUUUGAUCGUGAGGGCGAUGCUGUGGAGGUUUGGCAAGCCGAUGUGGACGGUGCACCGCGUGGAGAGUUUCGGCGCAUCGCGGUCUUGAACCAUGAUUGCCAGACUAGGGGCUUUCAACUAUCCUAUGACACGCUGUGUGUGGUGUCCAACAAAGCGCAAGGUUUUGUAUACGACAUGAAGCAGCGGCCUCCUCAGUUGAUCACACACUUGACAAUUGAACCUGAUGCCGUCGGUCAUUUAGAUCAAAGCAAAGAUGCGGUGAUCUACUCUAUAGGAGCACGGGGCUAUCACAUUUAUGACAAGGCUUCUGGCAAUUAUUUGGGUGCUCUGCAUCCAUCGCGAUGUACAGAUAAAUACCAUAUCCGUCCACCCCCCGCAAGUUCCCGUUCGGCCAGUGCGGCACUGGCCGGGACUCUCGUCAAGGGGCCACUCUCCCCACCACCAAGCGACCCGGAGCAUGUCUGGCAUGGAGAAGAUGAAUGGGGAGCAGGUAUGCUGGAUGGUGAUCUAUUUGUCGGCUUUUCUCGUGCUGGUCGAGUCUUUAUUUGCUCCGACUGGCGGAAGGCUAUCCAAGAUGAACCUGGUUUUACAGCCAAUACCUCCAUCAUUGAAUGCGAGACUGACGGCUCCAGCUUCGACUUGGGUGGUUGGUUAUCAGUGCGCAACCACCGCGUGAUGUUCGAAAUCCAAGACCGGGUAUACGUUGUGGCUCUUGAUGAUCGUAACAAGAUUCCCGCAGGGAACCCUCCUUCUCGCGCUUCAUACGCACUAGCCACCAGCUCUGCGCCACAGCUUGCUGUGCCAGUCAGCUUCAUGACGCUAUGCGAUGAUGCUAUCAUGACCACUUACACGACUCUCGGUUGGCGACAAACCCUCUCCGACAUCCCUGGCGAUGCCCAGCAACAACAUGAAAACCCCGCCCGAAUCUUCCCAACUAAAGCUGUCCGGAUUGUCAGCUUAAGCCCCAACCUUUCCAGCAAUCCAACUUCUCCAUCCAACACCACACCAGAACGGUCAGCAGGCAUUAGUGAUGAAACAGAUCCCAAUAACCCUCAUCCCGAUGACCUUUGGCGGUCCCAAGCCGGUCUAUUAGACUUGAUCAGCAUGCUCCAAGAUGAAUUUGAGGAAGAGGAUGACCCACCAGAACUCCUAUUGUCGGAUUUGCAAGCGGGACAUCCAGUUGAUGGAGAAUGGGAAGACGUUGAGGAUGACGAGGAUGACCAUCCAGACGCACCCGAAGCUUAA
This is a messenger RNA of Penicillium longicatenatum, 1773 nucleotides long. RefSeq names its product F-box protein. Bases 1 to 1773 code for a protein of 590 amino acids. Gene Ontology annotation, molecular function: protein binding. The record is from RefSeq and is a predicted model, not a curated record. Lineage: Eukaryota; Fungi; Ascomycota; Eurotiomycetes; Eurotiales; Aspergillaceae. The transcript is spliced from 3 exons.